AAUCCUAGUUUUGUUUCAGCCGCCCGCAAAGAAAGUUGAACCACCAAAAUUGGAGAGUAGAAGACCACCAAUGUAUAGACCAAAAUCGAGAACAGAUUCGAGCAGCGGCAUGAGCAGCAGAACGGACGGCGGUCGACUGAGGGGAGAUGGCGGGGGUGGGGGCAGCAGCGACGAAGACGGCGCUUCCAAGGACCUGCGACAACGUCUGCAGGAGGAGGCGUCGCUCUACAGACGGCGACUGGACACCUACAGGCAGGCGCAGCAAAAUCAGGCGGCGUUGGUCAGUAGACUACAAGCCAAGGUUUUGCAGUACAAGAAACGAUGUGCUGAUUUAGAAACCCAGAUGGUCCACAUGGACCAACCCUCUUCACUGACUCCUGCUUACCCCUCUAGUUCUGCUAUGGAACAAGCGCAGCAACAUUUGAGGGAGAUGAGAGAUUCAGACAGAGAGAGAAUUAGUGAUUUGGAGACUGCGUUGCAGAGACUUCACGAAGAACGCAGAAAAAACGAGAAGAUGAUGCACUUGAACAGUUCGUUGCGCGAACAACUCGAAGAAUCCCAUCACACGAACGAAGCUUUGACCAGCGAUCUUCAGAAACUCACCAACGAUUUCGAGAACCUCAGAGAAGAGAUGAUCAUCAAAGAGGACGAAUGGAAAGACGAAGAACAAGCUUUCAAUGAUUAUUACAGCACCGAACACAACAGGAUGCUGAAUCUGUGGCGAGACGUCGUUGCUAUAAAAAGAUUGUUCACUGACAUACAGAGUACCACUGAAAGGGAUUUGAACAACAUCAAAAUGGACGUGUCUGGUAUCGGCAAAGAGAUGAUAACCGCUUGUGGCAGAAUGGAUGCUAAUUUGAUGACUGAAAAUAUAUUUGGUGGAGGAAAAGAAAAGCAGGAACUGGAACAAGAACUGUCCGAAAUGCGGACACAAUUAGACAACCUGAAAUCACAAUACAAUAGUCGACAAAUUGAAAUAGAAAUGAAAGACGACAAAAUCCAACAGUUGUCUAGAGAUUUGCAGGCUCUGAAAGAAAGAUGUUCUGAUGCAGAACAGACCUGUGGACAAGCCCUGAAAAUGCAAGAAGACAUGGAUAUCCUACAAGGUGCUCUACGAGACAUUGCCCAUGCCCUCAUUCAAGAUGCCGAAACGAAAGAUCCCGAAAUUCUGCAAGCUACUCAUCUUCAUCUGAGUGCUUCCACUUCAUUACCUCAAAAAUCGCCAAAAAGAUCGGCGCGCAGUAUGACUUCCCCAGCAGCUUUUGCUGAGAGUACGAUAUCAGCUGUGCAAGCCGCUCUCCACAAAUACCAGUCAAUCAUUCAUGAACUACAGGUGAAACUCCAAUCGAAUAAGGAGCAACUUUUGCUAGUUCGCAAACAGUACGAAAACAGCGAGGACGCUGUCUCGGCUCUGGAAAAAAGAACCAAAGACCUCGUGGCCCAACUGGACGCGAGCCGCGCGCAAAUCUCCCAGUUGUCCCAGGACAGGGACGCCUGCCAGAGGGCGCUAGAGGCGCUGAGGGUGGAGAAGAGCCAGCUGGAGAGGAACCGCUCGGAAAUCAACGCGAUGGUCGACGCCUUGAAUCAGGAUUACGACAGGCUGCAGAAGGUCAACGGGAGAUUGCAAAAGGAGUUGGAGGAGUCGCUCAGCGACAACGCCUUCCAGCAGGCGGAGAUCGACAGGCUGAACCAGGAGGCGGAGUUGCGGGAGAUCGGACUGAGGGGAGAGGAGGACAGGUGCAGCAGGAUAAGGGAGGAGCUAUUGACGGUGAGGGAGGAGCUCAACAAGCUGUAUUUGUCGCACGACAUGCUGGAGGCUCAGAAGGCGGAGGCCGACACCCUAAUAACCAGUUUGGAGAAGACGAAAGCUGAUUACGAAAUGCAGCUCGACAAAAUCUUGGGCGAAAGAAGCGACGUUCACGACUCGCUGGUCAAAAAAGAAACCAUAGCGACCAAUCUCGAACUGGACAAGAAAAAACUAUUGGACGACAUCAAAAGACUGGACGACGAAAAAAAAACCCUUCAACACCAAUGCAACGAUCACCUGAGCGAUAUCCAGUCUCUCAGAAAAGAAUUAUUGCAAGCCGAACAGCAAAGAUUGGACCUCGAAUCCGAUAAAGUUUCGUUGUCCGAAAAGUGCAAAUUCUUGGAAAUCGAAAAAGGGAAGAUCGAAAUGGAAUUGAACCAAGUGACCAGAGAAAGGAACGAUCUGAGCAAUCAACUCACCGUCCUCGCAAGAAAGAGGGACGCUCUGGGCGAGGAACUGACCAGGUGCAGACAAAAACUGGAACAAGCCACCGAAACCAAUGCCAGGGUCAACAGAAAUCUGGAAGAUCUGGUCAAAGAUUGCGAAGAAAAACAGUGCGCCAUCGACGCCAUGGACAAGGACAUGCAGCGUCUGCAGGAGCUGCUGGCCGCCGUGCGAACGGAAAAAGAGACCUUGGAGGCGGUCCUGUUCGACACGCAAACCAAUCUGGAGACGUCCGAGGACAAGCGCAAACAGCUGGAGAACGACCAGCAAGACUUGCUGGUGAAGCAGGAGAAGCUGAAGGCGCAAGUGGCUCGGCUCACCAAAGAUCUCGACCGGUCGGAGAAAAAGUUCGUGGAGGUGAAAAAUACUUUGACGCAGUCGGCCGGCAAUAAAGAGGUGGAAUUCAAACAGACCUUGGAUAAAUUGAGGCAGCAGAGCGAUGAGAAUGUUAGGAAAUUGAGCGAGGAGAAGGAGAAGAUAAGGAUUUCUUUGGAGAAGAGGUUGCAGCAGUCUUUGCACCAGUUGACCAACGAAAAAGAUGCGGAGAUCCAGCAGCUUCUAGAUAGGAUCGAAAAUCUACAGGGUCAUAUCGAGAAUCUGUGUCAGCAGCAUGAAGAGCUGAUGCUCCGUGCAGAGAAUGAUAAACAGCAAGCUUUGUUAAUCGCUCACCACGAUCACCAGGCGCUCCACGAUAAAUUCGAGGCCACCAAGAGAGAAUUAGAGGACGAAAGGGACACCCUAGAAAGACUGAAACGCGAAGCCAACGGCAGAUUCGAGCAGGACAGAGCGAGCAUAAACCAACUCAAGGAAGAACUCGCUAAGUUCAAGAGCAAACUAGAGGAGGCCCGGUUGAGGAGUGAGGAGGAGAUUCACAAGUUGGAGCAGAGGAUAGAGGAGGUUAGGUUGGAGAGGGAUAACUGUCAAAGUGAGGGGGAAAAUUUGAAAAUCCAGCUGCAGCUGUGCGAGAGCAAAGGCGAAAGUGCCAGCAAUCAGCUGCACGAGACCAUCAGGAAACUCAAAGAAACUGAAAACAACUCUGAAUCUCUGAGAAAAGAGUUGACGGACGUACGCAGGCUUCUGGCAGAUGGAAAUUUCGAAAAGGAAAAAUACCACAAUACCAACAAGGAGCUGCGAGAUCACAUCAAAAGAACGGAGAGUGAAAAGAGAGAACAAGCUAGACAACUAGAAGAGGCUUUCAAAUCUAUCACGAACCUCGAAGACAUCAAACUGAGCCUGGAAAACGAGCGCCAGCGCAUGCAAAACCAAAUCAGGAACCUGGAAACGGAGCAGAUCCAGAUCGAGCACAAGGUGCAAAGUAUCCAGGAGGAGUUGCAGAGGGCGCAAGCUGCCAGCGGGCAACAGCAGACCGAGGAGAAGGAGUUGCAAGCGAGGCUCUUGAACGAAGUCGAGGAGAGAGAGAGGGCGCACCAAGAGGUGCAUCAGCUGAGGAAACAGAUAUCGGAACUCGAGCGGAAUCUCGAACACACCCGACAAGAGCUCGGCAAAAGUCGGUCGCACUCGGCCCAGCUGGAGGAGCAGUGGCACGCUAGAGAACAGGACCUGCUCGUCCACUUGGAGGACGCCAAAGCGAGAGAGAAGAGGCUGGAGGACCAGAAGCACAAUUUGGAGGUGUGUCUGGUGGACGCCACCCAGCAGAUACAAGAACUGAAGGCCAAACUAGGCGGCGCCGAAGGUAGGUUGCGAUCUCUGGAAACGCAGCUGGCCCAAUUGGAGUCUUCGAAGCGAGACGUCGAACAGAAGCUGAGCAGCGUCGUGUCGACGUUGCGACGCAUCGCCGGCGUCCAGCUAGAUGGCUCCGUCAAUAUGCCCUAUCGGCUGUUGAGCCCUUCGAGAAGAUGGAGCCCGGCUAGAUCGUACGAUGACGGACGAGAUGGUACUAUAGAUGUCGACCCAGAAGUCGUCAGAAAAGGAGUACGCAAUUUGAUGCAACAGGUUGCCCAAAUAGAAAGAGAAAGAGACGAUUACAAAACUCAAGUGCACACCUCGAAGAAACAACUCCAAGAAGCCCAAGACAGUCAGACCAAAGGAGACAGUAAACUGGGCAAGGUAUUGCAGAAUUUGCGGAUCUUGCAGGAUCAAAAAAGCAAUCUAGAAGCUAAACUGAGCCAGAAGAAUAUCGAGGUUCAAUCACAGAGUCAAGCUCUGGAGAAAAAGACUGAAGAGGCCAAACAGAUGCGAGACAAGGUCGUCUCGCUGGAAUUGUCUCUGAGUAGCGGCAAUGAGGAGAAACAGCAGUACGAAGACAAAUUGGAGAAAAUGAGAAUGGCCUGCGACAGACUGGAGUUGGAAAAACGCAGUUUGCAAGAAGAACUGGCCAGAAUCGAGAACAGAACCACGAAACUCGAACUGCAGAGGAUGUCCGCCGAAGGCGACUUGCAGAGACUGCAGAUGAUGUUACAGGAAAAAGAAUCACAUAUACAGAAAAUCCAAGAAAAAUGCGAUAAGCAAAGUCGCACCAUAGCCAGUCUAGAGGAGAGAUGCGUUUCUCUGAAAUCCACCAUAGACCAAGUGACGAUGUCGCUGGAGAAAGCUUCUACCAGCGAAUCGGAGAUGAAAUCCGAAUUGCAGAGUCUUCAAAGAGCCCUGAUGGACAGUACAACGGCUUCGCACACUGGAACUGAAAGACUCAAGCAGCUGCAAAAGCAAUUGGCGACCAGCGAGAACGAGCGCCGCCUCCUGUCCGAAAAACUGGAGAGCCAGCAGCAACACCUGGCAGAAAGCAGACGCAACCACCAGAUGCUGCAGGACCAAGUGUCGCGCCUCAACAACGAGCUGGCCAACGUCGAGGUGCAAAAGUCCGGGCUGGAGUCGCAGCUGCGACUGGCGCAAUGGCCGCAGGAUGCUGCGAUCUCGGGCCACCAGGAGGAGGAGUUGAGGUGCCAGUUGCAGGCGGUGCAAAGGGAGAGGGGGGAUUUGCGUGGGAAGUUGGAGGCGCUCAACAAUAAGGUUCGACAGCUGGAAGCGGAGAACCGCACCCUGGAACGAGCAGCCUCCAAAGCGCCUAUAGGCACGCGCAGCAAAUCGUACGAGCGAGAGCGACAAGAGAAGCCGGAAAAGUACGAGACCGAUUCGGCCACUAGCGAGAACAGAGAGCUGCGAUUGAGGAUCGCCAAGCUCGAGGCCGAAUUGGCGGAAAAAGAAGCGGAGCUGGCCAAGUUGAAAUCGCGUGGACAUACGCUGGACUCGAAAUUCGACAGGGCCGAAAUUGAGCGCUACAGAGCGGCCCAACUGCAAGCGGAGCGCUUACUAGAGGCUCGAGAGCAAAGCCACCGGCAACAGGUGACCAGACUCGAAACCCAACUCAACCUGCUGCGCGACCAGCUCAACCAGGAGAUCAAGCGCAGACGGCAGUACGUGCAGCGCAGCACGCAGGCUGGCAGGGAGAUGCAGGAGCUGCGGCAAGCGUUGGGCGAUUCGCUGCGCACAGUGUCUCAGGAUCCGUCGUUGGACGCGUUGCUAUUGGAGCACGAGGCGAGAAAGUUGGAUCACACCUUGGCGGCGAGCACUGCUGUGAGUUUACCGCCUGCUUUGGGGUCCUAUAGAAGAUCGACAACGCCGCAACCCAAAUAG
Messenger RNA from Phaedon cochleariae (mustard beetle), 5842 nucleotides. Lineage: Eukaryota; Metazoa; Arthropoda; Insecta; Coleoptera; Chrysomelidae. The record is from the annotation of a GenBank genome assembly.